UUUGCCCCAUCUUCGCCCAUUUCUGUAAGACUGAAACCCUGGAUGACGGGGUUCUCUCUGCCUCUGGUCCUCUCUUCGCUCUCGCCGAGUUGCCGGAGUUCUUCGUCGUCGCUUUUCUCGAGUGUCGCCUUCGUCGAGACUCUUCUCUCUUUCUCUCUGUCUCCCCGGCGUCAUCGCCGGCACGCCGCUGUCUUGGUGCUUCCGUUGCGUCAGUUCAGAAGGAAAGGAAGAAACGCAGUGAUGGCCAUGGAAGUUGACCCUAAUCUUGAGUCAACAUCCUUCUCCUUCUGGAAACCCCUUCGUCGUAGGUUCAACCCUGACUCUCCUUUCUUCGCUUCUGGCAACCUCCAACGUGAACUGCUAGCCAAACAGGUUGCGUUGGAAUUAACGGAAGAGAAUGAACAACUUGAGGAUUGCAUCCAAGAUGGAAGUGAAGUAUUUUGUGUUCUUUGUGGCUCUUUACUUACUUCUCAAAAUAAAUGUUUGCCCGCAUGCCCGAUGUUGAAGCUGUCAUUUUUCUGUUCAGUUUGCUCCAGAGUCUACCCAACUUCUCGUCUGCUCAGCAUACACUUAUCUGAAGUUCAUGAUUCUUUCUUCCAGGCGAAACUUGCACGCGGCUAUGAUGUGUAUGAAUGCUUAGUGGAAGGCUGUGGUUUGAAAUUCAAAACCUACAGUAGCAGGCAGCAGCAUCUGGUUGACAAGCACAAAUUCCCAACCUCAUUCGAAUUUUUCAAGAAGUCUCGACCAUCAAAGAAACAGAGGUUAAAGUCUCAGCGCAAGCAAUCUGUUCAGAAGGAGGAUGCAUCAGAAACAAUGGAAGUCGAAAAUGCAGCCAUAGAUGACCUCACUUCAGCAGUCUCUAGAAUGAGCACUUCUGACUCCACUCCUUCCUCUAUCAGCUUUGGUCGCCGCAACAAAGGGUUGACCUUUGCUCCUCGAGUUGUUCAGCAAAAAACCCAGCAAAGAGAUAAUUAGCUUUUUUUUAAACCAAUUUGAAUUAACAAUUGCUAAAUGUUCAAUCUUUAAUUCUUGAUAUGUUGCCCCUUUAUAAAAUCCGUGGUUUUCUUCGGCUAAAAGGUUGAAAAAGCUGAUUAAGUUGAAGUUCACGUUGGGCACCCAUGAGAUAAUGACAUUUCUACAUCAAAUCUGGGUACAUAUGGACAACUUACAUUUCAUUA
This is a messenger RNA of Arachis duranensis, 1178 nucleotides long. RefSeq lists its product as uncharacterized. Bases 43 to 975 code for a protein of 310 amino acids. The record is from RefSeq and is a predicted model, not a curated record. The transcript is spliced from 6 exons. Lineage: Eukaryota; Viridiplantae; Streptophyta; Magnoliopsida; Fabales; Fabaceae.